UCUCAAAUCCAUCAGAUUCCUCCGAAAAAACAUUAUAAAAACCAUCUCAUCGACCUCUUCCUUUUCUUCAUCUGAAGCUUUUGCAGUAUUCAUUAAUAAAUAAAUAUACUGCUUUAGCUUUGGAACAAAAAAAGAAACUAGAAAAAAAAAUAAUAAUAAUGGCACGUCAAUUUGUCGUAUUAGCACUCUUGGCUCUGGCCGUGGCCACCGCAUUCGCCGCCGAUGCACCUUCAGCUGCUCCAACCAAAGCCCCCACCAAAGCCCCCACCACCCCAACCAAGGCUCCCGCAGCUGCACCCAAAUCCUCCGCCGCCGCACCUAAAGCAUCAUCCCCUGUCGCAGAGGAACCCAACCCCGAUGACGACUACUCGGCUGCCACCCCCAGUGACUCCGCCGAUGCACCCACCGUCUCCUCCCCUCCGGCUCCUACCCCCGAAGCCGAUGGACCCUCAUCCGACGGACCCACCGCCGAUUCACCCAAAGCUGAUUCCUCCGAAAAAACAUUAUAA
This is a messenger RNA of Camelina sativa (false flax), 509 nucleotides long. The record is from RefSeq and is a predicted model, not a curated record. NCBI's taxonomy places the organism in Eukaryota, Viridiplantae, Streptophyta, Magnoliopsida, Brassicales, Brassicaceae.